Molecule: messenger RNA, 1668 nt
Organism: Closterium sp. Yama58-4
Lineage: Eukaryota; Viridiplantae; Streptophyta; Zygnematophyceae; Desmidiales; Closteriaceae
Source: the annotation of a GenBank genome assembly
AUGAAGGGGGUGGUUGUGGACUCCAUGGAGAACGCCCAGAAGAAGCUCAUGGACGAGGUCGCACGGAAGAUCGACGGCGUGUCAUCCAACAUCGCGAGUACCACCGAGAAAGCGAUCACAACUAGUGGCGUCAUGAACUCCCUCAACAUCAUCAUCGCGAUGCUUUCCGGGCGUGCAGCACCGCAACAAGUCCCCGAUGUACCGCGUGGGAAGGAGGUCGCGGAGAAGGAGGCAGGGAAGAAGGAGGUUGGGAAGAAGGCCGCGGACAAGGAGACAGGGAAGAAGGCCGCGGGCAAGGAGACAGGGAAGAGGGUCGCGGACAAGGAGACAGGUAAGUGUGAGAGCAGCAGGGGUGGGAAUCGGCAGAAAGGGGUCGCGAUCCUUAGCGUCUCCGACCUUCUUAAGACCAAGGGUGGCGCGGUUGUCAAGCGUGCUGCGGGGACCACCAGGGGGGCUGCUGCUGCUGCUGGGCCACCGCCUGCGACAUCGGGGGUGGAAGCUGGUAAAGGCAAGGCCAAGGUCGAGGACGCCCCGCCAAACACCACCUCCACCACCACCGCCAUCACCACCGCGAUUGUGCCCGCGUCAGGCAACUCCGCCGCGGUCGCGACAGGACAGCCUGGACCCAGCUCUAUCGCCCCUGCCAUCCCCCCCUCUGCAGAUGUGAAGGCGAAGAAUCAGGGCUGCAGUGGUUGUAAGCCUCCUGCAGUCGCGUUGAAGACUGAACGCGACGACGACGACGACUCUGACGCGGACGAUGAGGUUGAGCUUGUGCUGCAGAGGUUCUUGGGGCCAAGCGACACCAGCGGCACAAGCGGCAAGCGCAAGGGCUGUGGUAUCCGCCCUCCGUCCAGGGGUGGGGAGGGGAUGGUGGGUGAACCGUGCCUGGGGGGGAGACGUCGCUGGCUCGGACAUCACUCUCUCCAAGAGGUGCAGUACCUAACCGCGAUCGCGGUGAUGUGUUACGACAAGAAGAUAGACCCCGGGCUCAAGCUGACUGUGCAGCAGAAGAGUGAGUGGGCCGAGGACAUCUCCGCUGCUGGGACGAUGUGCACCGGGCUAUUCGCCACCAUGCACCUCCGCAACCUUUGCGGCAAUGUUGACAGGUACCACCACAUGUUCAAGGCCUACCGCGACCUCACCCGCCGCGGGUCCCCAAUCGGCAACGCGAUAGCUUGGGCAGCCGCGGUAGGGAAGGAGGCUGCAGAUGAGGAGCCCGAUGUCACCGGCGCCCAAGAGGGUCUGUUCGCUGGUGCGGUCGCGUGCGCCAUCGCGAUGGUGUGGGAGACCUGCAACGGUCUCGAACUCGAGUCUGUCGCGGAUGCUGGAUACUCAGCGGCGCAGCUUGCUGGCACGCCAGAAGAAAAGGCCCGCGGUCACGCCACGAUCGUGACCGCGGUUUUCAAGUGGGCGAGGAAGGAGAAUGUUCGCAAGCAAGCCCCUGAGGUCACACCGAAGCAGAUCGCGGAGAAGAUAGAGACCGCGGUCGUGAACCGUCUUGGUGCGCGACUUGGCGACCCCACUGUAGUCGCUAUGGUCGCGCACGAGGCAGUAGACGUGCUGAUGACCUGGUGCGACUGCAAGAUCGCGGCCAAGGCGAUGGAGGCCAACGGGCUCUAUCUCGCUUUGCCGGAGAAGCGUUUGUCCGCGAAGAAGAGGUCUGCGUGA